ACUACCUGUUAAGGUCCUGAGUCAAGACAACAAUUUUUAUACCUUUCCUGGUGGUUCAGAAACGAGUCCCUGUAGAAUCAAAAGCAAAGAAAGGAAACAAUCUGACCUUUUGUUUGUUAGAUUGACUAUAUAAGAUACUUGACUUCCAGGAACAAAAACACAGAGAAGUAAUAAAGUUAUUAUUUUGGCAUCUUUGGACAUCUAUCAUAUUGAGAAGCCUGCUUUGUGAAGCUUCCUGAAUUGAGAUUUGGAAACUUCAUUGGUGCUCAUUUAUAACUUGGACUGUAAGCAUGAGUGAAUUCUGGUUGUGUUUCAACUGCUGUAUUGCAGAACAGCCUCAACCUAAAAGGCGCCGGCGGAUUGACCGAAGUAUGAUUGGAGAGCCCACAAACUUUGUGCACACGGCUCACGUGGGGUCAGGAGACCUGUUCAGUGGGAUGAAUUCCGUUAGCUCCAUUCAGAACCAGAUGCAGUCCAAGGGAGGCUACGGGGGUGGCAUGGCUGCCAAUGUGCAGAUGCAGCUCGUGGACAUGAAGGCAGGAUAGCCCUGGACCCCUCCUCCAUGUGAUGGCGUCUUGUUCACCCUGUUGUGAUUACUCCAGUGACAUGUUACUAUUCUGCUCUGAAGAAACUGUUGUCAGAAGAAUCCUGCAUUUCCUUCAGCUGGCAUGCAUGCCUUUGGACUCAUGGACAGAGUUCUUUGGAUUGUGGCUUAAUGAUUGAUUUUUAUGAAUAUGGAUCUGAUUUUAGCAUGAUCUUUUUUGUGAAUGCUAGCACUGUUUUGCAUUUUCUCCCGCAUUUUUAACAAUUUCUCUUUCCACCUCCAUCCCCUCUGCCUUAUGAUUUUAUUGGUAAGCAAAGAACUGCUAUUUUAAUUUGUCACCAUUUAUGUAUAUUUUGGAAGGUAUGAGAUCCAUAAGCACAAUGAUCACUUAUAUUCAUUUGAAACUUCAGCAGAGUAGUAUCUGCAUGCUUUAUGAAGUUGCCUGUAUGGGAGCCCAUGGGAUGCCAGAAAUGAACAUUUCCUUGCUGCCACAGGCUGAUGAUACUGCUGCUAUGAGAGAAAGGUUAGCUGUGGCACCAAGUCACAUCAGUUUCACACAAAAAAAGCAAUUUGUAGCUUAUUUUAGAAGUAUGACUUUUAUUUAGAGUUAUAGUAAAAGAAAAGCUUGCAUUCAUAAGGCAUUCAUUCUGUUGUAAAUGUUCAAUAUAUUUAUUUGAGAGCAAGGGCCUGGGAUUGUAAACAGGUAUGGUGAGAUGUAUCUGUGUGUGUGUGUGGUAAUACCCUCAUUGGGUCUGACUCUGAGCAUUGUGAUCUUAGCAGCUGUUCAUUUCUUUGUGUGCUCAUUCUGUUUUCACAUGUCUAAUGUUAUGGUAUCCAGUUGCUUCCAGUAGCAGUUUGUUGAGCUUUUGGCCUGUAUUCCUAACUGUGGAUUUCAGUCAUUGGCUUCUCCAUCUUCCACAUAUUUUGGGACAAUGGAAGUUGCCAGGGACAAUGGAAGUUGCCAGGAGCAACGGUUGACCUGGCUGUGUUGUUGCCUGUGAAAACAACCUGCAUGGUGACUUAUUAAGGUAUUGGUGAGAAACCUUUGGCUCAGGUUCCAAAAUACGUUUAUUCUUCACAAAUUGUAUUUCUGUAAAUGCUUCUCCUUCCUGAUAAGGGUGUAGUGCUAAGCCAAUUAGUGGUUUGUUUUUUCAUGAAAAUGUUUAAAUUAUGUCCAGUUCAGCCCUAUGUAACAGUUGCAUUUGGUAGGAAUAACAGUUCAUGUAGGAAAUGGUGCUUAACUGAAAACUGACUUAGAAAGCUAUAAGGAAUUAGGUAAUUGUAUAAAGGAAGAGAUCAUUUCUCUUCACCUUUGUCACAGGUUCUUGUGAAACAGGUAACUAACUAAAUAUUGGGUUUAUAUAGGCAAAACAUGGAAGCAUUUCUUCCCCCAGUUCUUUUGGAUUUAAUUUACCCAGUACAGCAGGCACUAGAAUACUCAGUCCUUACAGUUCUUCAAUUUUGAGUCUUUGUAGGUGUCAAUCCCAGAGACACUGUCAAGGAAAAACAUAUAUGCUUAGCAGUCAAAAUAGGCAUUUUGCAGUUUAAUAACUUCCAAACUUGAAUUCAUCUUAUGUCAUUAAUUGUGUUGAUACUGCAUUCUGGAUUUUGCCUGAGUAUCACUGUCAUUCUGUUCAGCCAGACAGAGCACUGCAGUGUGAAAGCUCUUUUUAAGGCCUUGUCAGUGCUGGAUGCUAUGUAGUCUACUUCUAUUCUGACUUUGACUUUAGUACAGAUUUUAUAACUCCGAGAACAAUACAGGGAGGCAUGGUCCCUUUUCCGCAGUUCAUGAUUUGAUUCUUUUUCCCAAUCACUCACUCACUUUCCUGAUUCUCCAAGGGCCAAAUACUCUAGUGAGCACUGGAGCAUGCCUCUAUGGUAGGCCAAAGGCUGCACUCUUCAGCCUCUGUUGUGCAGCUGCUGCUGACUUGACAGGCACAGGUAGCCACACUGUGUGCAAGAACACAUGCCCAGAAAGGUGCCAGUAAUUAUAAUUACCAACAAUUUUACCAAGAUACUAACCUUGGACACAGAGUUUUUAGGGAGUUAGCAGGUCCCACCUGGAUAAAUGGGUUCGUUAAUCUUGGGAGGUCAUUUGCUCCCCAUAACAAUGUGUGAAAAUUGAAGCUAACUAAAUAUGAUUGACUGUUAAUACUUUGCUGAAAUACAUGCUAACAACUGUUAACUAAUGACAUGCAUUCUGUAAAAAAGAGGUGCUUUCCCGUGAUGUAGGCCUGAAGCAGUGCCAGUGAGCACAGGUUGGAAAUGUGAACUGUGGUGACUGGGUUCAGCAUUUCCAAUGCAGCAUUAUCAGUAGGCCUUUAAAGAUACUUUGUGAGUAUAUAUUAGCUUUCACUUUUGUUAUUAAGUUAUAGCAGUUCUAUUAUAGAGAGCAAGUUUGCCUUGAUUUGAUUUUGUUUAAAAUGACUUCUGCUCAGCACCCAGGAGAUAAAAUUGACAUAUUUUUAUAAUAUAAGCAUACUUUUUUUGUACAUUGUGUUCAUUCUUGAAUAAAGUAAGUUCAGUGUUGGCUUGUAGAUAAUAAAAAGAAAGUAAGUAUUUGAUUUUGUUUCAAUAAAUGUUUUUCAAUCCUGG
This is a messenger RNA of Delphinapterus leucas (beluga whale), 3139 nucleotides long. RefSeq names its product CDC42 small effector 2 (gene CDC42SE2). The record is from RefSeq and is a predicted model, not a curated record. Gene Ontology annotation, biological process: regulation of Rho protein signal transduction. Gene Ontology annotation, cellular component: plasma membrane. Gene Ontology annotation, molecular function: small GTPase binding. Lineage: Eukaryota; Metazoa; Chordata; Mammalia; Artiodactyla; Monodontidae.